AUGAAAUCACGUCAUGAUGGCUUUAAGUCACUCUCGCCAGUGCUGCCGUAUGCUGUCAUUCUCGGCCACACGCAGCUGAUCUGUGUGACUUGGCACCUAGCUGUGCAGGCGCGCCCCUUGCAUUGGGCUCGCCCCAUCAGCCAUGGCUCGGAUGACUGCAGUGGCCAUGCUGCUGCCAGGCCUGCUCGCUGGCUUUGUUAUCGGCGCUGCCAUCGCAUUCAUCAGCAUCAUGCCACUUGCAAUGUUGCGUUGCUCUUCCACAUGUCAACUAAUCCAUACCCACCCCAACCAGCUCACCCAGUGCGUGUUUCCCAUAUCGCGUCGAACUUGUAUUUUCAAGGCUGCGUGCCUCGUCUCUCAACGUGCACCUUUCUUUGUCGCGUCUUGCAGCAAUCACGUGACACCGACAGCCAACAAGUCAACCACCCCCCGAUGCUGCUCUCCUUUUCACUUAACCAUGCCAAUGUCACUGCAACGUCUCAGAAUGCCACGACCCUACCUUCCACUCAGAUCAAGGCCGUCUCCUCCGCCCCUGAGCAUGGCCACGCUCGCAACGCGCCUCUUUACUCAAUCCACACCCUGAGCACUCUCUCCCACUCCUCCCUACCCUCACUCCUACUGCGGGCGUUCCUCUUCCGUCUCUCAUCCUCCUCUUCUCUCCCCACUCCCUUCACCACUCAUCCUGCCUUCCCCCCCUCGCCCUCACCAUGCUGCAGCCACGUGGGAUCUUCUUUCUGCUGCGCAGUCCUAUUUGAGAUGAGAAUGAGGGCGCUUAGCGUGCAGCUGGAAGAUACAAGGAUGGAGUUGGCAGCAACCAAGGGAGAGUUGGAGGAGGCCGAGAGGAGACGAGGGGUGGAGAUAAGGGAAAUGAGAGGGAAGGUGGAGGAGAGGGAGAGGGAGCUGGUCGCAGUGAAGGGGGAGCUUGCUGCACUCAAGAUCUCUGGACGCCUGGAGUACCGGCUGGAGGAUCUGGAACAUUUGAACGGCGCCAAGAUCUUCCGUCCAACCAUGUAUCCGGAUGACAAGAGUCAGCGCAUGCGCAAGUGUCGAGAGUGGCUGGGCCAGCUCGACAAAAUGUUUCGCCACGCGCUUCCAGGUGUGCAGUUCAAGGAGCGAGAGGGAGCUGGUACUGUUCCUGCACACCAUGGAAAACAACCAUGGGGCGUUGAACUUCUACAAAUCGCUGACCCUGAUGCUGCAGUCAACGGAUUAUGA
Molecule: messenger RNA, 1215 nt
Organism: Closterium sp. Naga37s-1
Lineage: Eukaryota; Viridiplantae; Streptophyta; Zygnematophyceae; Desmidiales; Closteriaceae
Source: the annotation of a GenBank genome assembly